AAAUGCUUGAUUAUUAUGACAACAGACUCACAUUCGGCGAUAGACAGCACGAAGUAAAAUCAGUUCUACCCUUUUAAAACCUUUAGAGGCCCAUUUUCAUCAUGAGGGAGAUCGUUCAUCUUCAAGCCGGCCAGUGCGGUAACCAGAUCGGUGCCAAGUUCUGGGAGGUGAUCUCUGACGAGCACGGCAUUGACCCUACCGGCACAUACCACGGUGACAGCGAUCUUCAGCUUGAGCGAAUCAACGUCUACUACAAUGAGGCCACAGGAGGCAAAUACGUUCCACGUGCUUGCCUUGUCGAUCUUGAGCCAGGUACCAUGGACUCUGUCAGGUCUGGACCAUUCGGUCAGAUCUUCAGACCUGAUAACUUUGUCUUUGGACAAAGUGGUGCUGGAAACAAUUGGGCCAAGGGUCACUACACAGAAGGUGCUGAACUCGUCGAUUCCGUCCUCGACGUUGUCCGAAAGGAGGCUGAGAGCUGCGAUUGCCUGCAAGGAUUCCAGCUGACACACUCCCUCGGUGGUGGGACUGGAGCAGGCAUGGGAACCCUCAUGAUCAGCAAGAUCCGUGAAGAGUACCCAGACAGGAUCAUGAACACAUUCUCAAUCGUGCCCUCACCGAAGGUAUCUGAUACCGUUGUUGAGCCCUACAACGCCACCCUCUCCGUCCACCAGCUUGUUGAGAACACAGACGAGACCUUCUGUAUUGACAACGAGGCUCUCUACGACAUCUGCUUCCGAACUCUCAAGCUUACCACACCAACAUAUGGAGAUCUCAACCAUCUUGUCUCUGCCACCAUGUCUGGAGUCACCACCUGUCUCCGAUUCCCCGGUCAGUUGAAUGCUGAUCUCCGUAAAUUGGCUGUCAACAUGGUGCCCUUCCCACGUCUUCACUUCUUCAUGCCAGGUUUCGCCCCACUCACCUCCCGAGGAAGCCAGCAGUACCGAGCCCUGACCGUGCCAGAGCUUACCCAGCAGAUGUUUGAUGCCAAGAACAUGAUGGCUGCUUGCGACCCUCGUCACGGUCGGUACCUGACUGUUGCUGCCAUAUUCCGUGGCCGUAUGUCGAUGAAGGAGGUCGACGAACAGAUGUUGAACGUCCAGAACAAGAACAGCAGCUACUUCGUCGAAUGGAUCCCCAACAACGUCAAGACUGCCGUAUGUGACAUUCCACCACGUGGUCUUAAGAUGUCAUCCACUUUCAUCGGCAACAGCACGGCCAUCCAGGAGCUGUUCAAACGUGUCUCUGAGCAGUUCACAGCCAUGUUCCGGCGCAAGGCUUUCUUGCAUUGGUACACUGGUGAGGGUAUGGAUGAGAUGGAGUUCACUGAAGCCGAGUCUAACAUGAACGACUUGGUGUCCGAGUACCAGCAGUACCAGGAUGCCACGGCCGAGGAGGAGGGAGAGUUUGACGAGGAGGAGGGGGAGGAUGAGCAGCAGGAAGCUCAGUAAAAACAGCAAGUUUGACGAGGGGGAGGCGUAAUAAUAAAACUUACUUUUCGGGGGGGGGGCAGAGUGGGGAAUCAUAAGCUGGAGAAAGAACAAAAACUUCAUGAACAAAAUGGUCGAGAAAAAAUAUCGCACAUGAUUGUAUGACGAACAGCGUCGUUGCCAGAAUUCGUCUGAUAGUGUUCUCAACUAUGACAUAAACUUCACCAACAAUAUGAGUCACAAAGUCACGGCUAACUUGAGCGACUUGGUGUCUGAGUACCAGCAGUACCAGGAUGCCACGGCCGAGAUAUUGCUUAAAAUCUUCCCUUGUCCAGUUUGAGUUUUGCUGCCAUUCCACAAAUGGCAUACUAUCCAUCCAAAGAGGCUCGGCAAGUUCUAGUGUUGCUUUUACAAAGUAACCUUUGCCGAAAGUGAUGUUCUUCUUCAGAGAAUAAAUAAUUGUUCAACAAAA
Messenger RNA from Lineus longissimus, 1902 nucleotides. Its product is annotated as tubulin beta-4B chain-like. Gene Ontology annotation, cellular component: cytoplasm; microtubule. NCBI's taxonomy places the organism in Eukaryota, Metazoa, Nemertea, Pilidiophora, Heteronemertea, Lineidae. Bases 102 to 1451 code for a protein of 449 amino acids. The transcript is spliced from 3 exons. Gene Ontology annotation, molecular function: GTPase activity; GTP binding; structural constituent of cytoskeleton. Gene Ontology annotation, biological process: mitotic cell cycle; microtubule cytoskeleton organization. The record is from RefSeq and is a predicted model, not a curated record.